Molecule: messenger RNA, 3223 nt
Organism: Linum tenue
Lineage: Eukaryota; Viridiplantae; Streptophyta; Magnoliopsida; Malpighiales; Linaceae
Source: the annotation of a GenBank genome assembly
AAAAUCUCACUUCCUUUACUACCUGUCGACUGUCGUCGUCUCUGCAGUUUCCUUCCCCUCCUUCCACUCUGCAACAACCUACUUCUGUAAUCUCCACUUCUCCUUCCACUUGGAAGUAGAGAGACGAAGAGAGAGGGAUAUGAUUCUCUCGGCCCUGCUCACUUCAGUUGGAAUCAAUCUCGGCCUCUGUUUCUUGUUCUUCACUCUCUACUCCGUGCUCCGGAAGCAGCCAUGGAACAGCGCCGUCUACGCUCCACGCCAGAUCGCUAAGCAAAGACGAAAAUCUCAGAACGGCGGCGACGAGGAGGAGGAGGAGGAUGGUUUCUUCAACUUCGACAUGCUGUUGCCUUCCGCUGGCUGGGUGCGACGCGCGUGGCAGGUCUCCGAGGACGAGUUGCUCUGCCGCUCCGGCCUCGAUGCUGUUGUUUUCAUACGCAUUUUCGUCUUCAGCUCGAGAGUGUUCGCGAUCGGCGGGGCGAUUGGGAUUUUCGUUCUCCUUCCGGUGAACUACUUGGGGAAUCAAUUGAGUAUCGACUUCUAUGAUUUGCCGAACAAGAAUCUGGAAACUUUCAGUAUAUCGAAUGUUAAUGAUGGAUCAAACUGGUUAUGGGUUCACUUUUCGGCUGCCUACAUCUUUACUGGAGUUGUCUGCUACCUUCUUUAUUAUGAGUAUAACCACAUCUCCCUGAGAAGGAUUGCUUCUUUUCACUCGUCUCCACCUCAGCCACGUCACUAUACGAUUGUUGUCCGUGGUAUACCAUCUUCUGAAGGAAGAAGCUUUAGUGAAGCUGUCCAGGCGUUUUUUACUGAUAAUCAUCCAUCUACAUAUCUUUCGCACAUGGUGGUUCAUCGUACGAGCAAAAUUCGAAGUCUCAUUGUAAGCUUUUUGGGGUGGACUGCAGAUUGAUUCAUUAGAAAUGAGGCUACGAAAGAUGCAGAGAAACUAUACAGAACUCUUGCCCGGGCGAAAUCACAGAGUUCGCAGCAAAUAAAUAAAAAAGAUAGGUUAUUGGGCCUCUUCCAGGGCAGGGAUACUGAUGUCAGCCAUUAUGAGCAAAAGUUGGAAGAUUUGGAGAGAAAUGUGAGAACAGAACAGCAUUCUUUGACUGGGGGGUUGCCUAAAACCAGCGUUGAAGUUCCAGCUGCUUUUGUGUCAUUCAAGUCACGAUUUGGUGCUGCAGUAGCUCUUCAUAUGCAACAAGGUCUCGAUCCCACAGAGUGGCUCACAGAGGAAGCUCCUGAGCCUCGUGACAUCCAUUGGUCGUCCUUUUCUUCUUCAUUCAUGAAAAGAUGGAUUAGCAGGAUAGUUGUCGUGGUUGCGUGUGUUGCCCUCACAAUUCUCUUCCUUAUUCCAGUUGUUUUAGUGCAAGGUCUGGCUAAUCUGGAGCAGCUGGAAACUUGGUUUCCUUUCCUGAAAGGCAUUCUAGAUCUGACCAUUGUCAGCCAAAUCGUUACUGGAUAUUUACCAAGUCUCAUUCUGCAGCUGUUCCUGUAUCUGGUGCCACCUGUUAUGUUAAUGUUGUCCUCAAUGGAGGGAUACCUUUCAUCUAGCAGCACGGAAAAAAGCGCAUGUACUAAGGUUUUGUGGUUUACAAUAUGGAACAUCUUUUUUGCAAAUGUACUAUCAGGUUCAGCUUUCUAUCAGGUGAAUAUCUUCCUUGAGCCGAAGAAUAUUCCCAAAAUACUAGCUGAAGCUGUUCCAGGUCAGGCAACCUUCUUUAUCUCAUACGUCGUAACAUCUGGAUGGACGAAAUUAUCAUCUGAAAUCUCUCAGCUGACUUCUCUGCUCUGGAGUUAUGUGACUGGAGUGUUUUCCAGUAAUGACGAUGAGGAAAUCGAGGUCCCAAAGCUGCCCUACCACAGCGAAAUUCCGAGAAUCCUUUUCUUUGGACUCCUGGGCACAACAUACUUCUUCCUCGCACCAUUAAUCCUUCCAUUUCUCUUGAUCUACUUCUGCAUUGGAUACAUCACCUUCCGCAACCAGCUACUAAACGUAUAUGAACCGAAGUACGAAACUAAUGGAAGGUUUUGGCCAAUAGUACAUGGUUCCACAAUCUUCUCCUUGAUCCUGAUGCAUGUUAUUGCCAUUGGAAUAUUUGGGCUGAAGAAGCUUCCUUUAGCAUCCACUUUAACUGUGCCGCUCCCCAUUCUCACACUUCUCUUCAAUGAGUACUGCCGCAGACGAUUCGUACCCCUAUUUCAAUACUAUCCAACCGAGAGUAUCGUGAAAAAAGAUAAAGAAGACCAAAAUCGGCCGAACAUGGCUGAGUUCUACGAUAAAUUAGUUACCGCAUACCGUGAUCCAGCAUUGUUGCCAGUUCAGUAUGCCAGGAACAACAGCAGCCUCAGUUCUCCCCUUCUACAAUCACAAGUUUGAAGCCAGGUUCUUGAUAUUGUGUGCUGACGUGUAUUCUAAAGUAUCAUGCUGGGUCGACAUCUACCCAUUGUUGUUCUAUAUUGCGUUUGGGAAAUAAGGAAGCGAUUGUGGUGUGUUUUGUUCUGUAAAUUGCAGCAUCAACUAACAUCUACUAUGUUCAGUCAACGCAUCCAUUUGGUAGGCAAAGAAAUCACAUUAACAAACCAUAGAAGGAAAAAGAAGAGAACAUUCCUAUGUGAUUCGGGCAAAAACUGUCACGGCCAAACUAAGUUAUUUACCCUUAUUUCUUUCAUCAAAAGAGAACUCAAUGCAUAGCAUAGCAUGUCCAAUUUAACAAUGAAGAACUUAUAAAAACGAGCAAAAAAAAAAAACAGUGAAGAACUCAGACGUCUGCCAUACUGCAUGCACCUGCCAACGUCUACUGCGCACUAGUGCUUAAAAUUCUGCAACCAAAUAUCAGAAUGAUCGAUGCUGUCAUCAUUCCUCCGACGAUUCUGCUUCCGAGGUCUCGGUCCUUAUGUCAUCGUCACGUGUCUCAUAAUCCUCGGCCGGGAAGGUUUUGACCUGACUUUCUAAGCAGAGAACUGCUUCGAACUUGGACGCAUUAGUAAAACCAGGAAUGGGAACAACCUCAACCCUCCCAUUCCUUGGAUCAACCCAGGUAAGCCCACUACCAUUUACCAGCAUUAGAAUCUGGCCAUCCAACAUUCCCAAACAUCGAACCACUUGAGGAGGUUGAUCGAAAACAGGAUUAUCAACUACAGAAUGGAGAAUGCACCAUGAAUCCUCAUUCCCGUACUCUUUCAUCACCCAAACAUCAAGCUUUCCCCCACCCACAGCACUCCC